AUGGCGGGAAGAGGACGGAUUUUCGAUGUAGGAUCUCCAACAGAGUGCAAUCUUGUCAGAACGCUUACAGGAGAUCGUUCCACUCCUUUGCUGUGGGCACCAAGUGGAUUGGCUAGGGAGGAGACCCCUGUUCGUACGGAUGUCGUCAUGACACGCUUUUGUGAACCGUCUGCAGCUGUAGCUAUCUUUUGUAACAGCGAACAACAAAUUCAGAGGACUCCGGGACCUAAAGAGGCUGAGGGGAGACGUUCCAGUCUAACCCUACAUACUGAUUCGUCUUGUUCGUCUGCUGAUAGAAGCAGAUCAUCCACACCUGUAGCUACCAGCAUUACAGCUACUACUAGUGUCCAUCAGUGGGGUAAAACGGAAACCUUGCUUCUUCUCAGUCUCUACGUGGUCCACAAAGAAGAAUUGACAGACAAGAAGACGAAGAAACGGUGUGUGUGGAAGAAGAUUGCAGAAGAACUGACAAGGAAGGGAUAUUGCGUAACUAGUUUGCAGUGUGAGAAUCGGUGGAAAACGCUGAAGGCAUUGUUCCGCCGCACAAUAGAUCACAACAAGAAAACAGGGCGGGACCCACGUACUUGUGAUUUCUUUGAAGAACUUAAAGGCAUUCUUGGAGAUAGGCCUGAAGUAGAACCUGUGAGAGUAGCCAGCAGCUACAGCUAUGCUGAUGAAACUGCCAACAACAGCAGUUAUGAUGCCUGCUACCACGAUGAUACUGAACAAUUAUUCGAUGAUAAAGCAGAUGCUGAAGACACAGGAAAUCCACCAGCAGCCAAAAAGCAGGCAAGGGAGAAAGGACAAAACUCUGCCACUAACUCUACCAGAAAAGCUGGUACCAAGAGGGACAUAGUUCAGCUCAUUGAACACAUCGAACAGCAGAGAUAUGAGCAGGAAAAGGAAAAACUGAAGGUCCUCAAAGAAAUGCAAACAGAGAGGAUGACUGUAAUGAAAAGUCUGGUGGACACUCUCAAAGUUAUUGCAGACAGACAUUGAUUGUGUUCAGAAUUAUUAGCAACAGAUAGAGUUUAGUGUAGCUGUCUUCAAAGACUGAAGCUUUAUCCACAGUUUUAUUAUGUUAAAACUCUACAGUGUUCCCAUAACUGUUCUGCAAUUAGGUCACGUUUACGUUUCCCAAUAUUUAUUCUUGAGCCAUCAGCAUUACCUAUAGAAUUAUUUUCCUCAACACCAUCCUCAUCAAGCCCAUCAAUGCCAUCAGCUUCUUGGUUAUCAUCAUCACUGUCCACGAAGUGUUCGAUAUCAUUCUCAGACAUGAUGCAA
Corticium candelabrum is the source of this 1284-nucleotide messenger RNA. RefSeq lists its product as uncharacterized. NCBI's taxonomy places the organism in Eukaryota, Metazoa, Porifera, Homoscleromorpha, Homosclerophorida, Plakinidae. Bases 1 to 999 code for a protein of 332 amino acids. The transcript has 2 exons. The record is from RefSeq and is a predicted model, not a curated record.